GACGACGACGGCAGAGAAACUCCGUCCUCAGCCCCUCACGUCAUUUCAUAUUGCACAACCAACAUGGCCGAACGGACCUCUCCCGGGACACAAGUAUUAACAGAUGCAGACAUCCUGAAGAACUUUGCCCUGAAAGUGACAACAUCGAAUCGGAAUGAGAGAAUUGAAUUACUAAAAUUAGUCAAGAAGUCAGCAGCAAAUGCUCUCCCAGAGAAUGCCGUCAAAGGUAUAUUGCGGUACCUUUUGCUGACACUGGGUCGUUACCAAGACCGUCGGUCCCAGCUGGCUGUACAGGAUGUUGUGUCACAGUUGGCCCUCAAACACCCGCAGGCCACCCUCAAGUGUAUCUCUGCCUCUCUUGCAAACUUUGCCAAUCUUCAGAAGACUUGCGGCACCUCCAGUAAAGCUAUUUCUACCGAGUCUCUACAAGCCCUCAUCUGGACAUGUGUUGUGGCAGACCAAGUUUUUGCCCCUGACAAAUGCAGCUCCACUGAUGACCUGAAAGCCCUGGUGUCUCUACAGUCUCUCCUGCUCUACGGAUGCCACUCAGCCCGUCUCAACACACUCAAUGCCGUCGCAUACAAACACAUUUCCAGGUUGUGGAAGAAGUCGCCUGCGACCGUGCAGUUGUACAGGGAAUAUUUGACGUCACUGGAAGGUGCACCACACCUGCUCAGCCUCGCUUCGCUUGUGAUGCAGCAUCUGCAUGACACCAAGAACAAAGAAUGCAUCCAGGCAUGCAAGAAACCAUUUUGUGAUCUUUACCUUAAGCAAGUAUUGGCAUAUCGAUCGACUCCACCCCUGCAUCUCUUGGAGAACUGCCAGUCCUUGCUCCGCCACGUCAACCAUGAAGACUUCAACGAAAUCCUGCAGCCUGCUGCACAGAAAGCUACACUGCGCAACCCAGAGAUUAUACUGCAAGCUGUUGAAUAUUUACUGAUUGGUGUCCAGUUAGACAUGAGCAAGUAUGCCCUAGACUUGGCGAAACCCAUUGCAAAACAGUUAUUUGUCAAAGAAGAAAACGUCCGCCAGUCGGCCAGUAAUGUCCUCGAGGCCCUUGCACGACAAUGCAGUUCACCUGAUGCUGUUGACAGUGUCACAACACAUCUGUUUCAAGUUUUAGCAGGUUCAGAAGGCAAGUUGAUUUCAGCAGACCAACGCAUUGGUGUUCUAAACGGCAUCAACAGCCUCAGUCACCACGUGGUCAGUGGUGUGGCUGUUGUCCAGAAACUCACAGCUUCCAUCACGGAACGAUUCAUUCCCAUCCUGGGGCAAGAAGUUCAUGAGGGGACGUUGGUCUGUAUACUCCAAGCAUUAACCUCCUGGUGUUCACGUCUACACACUGAAGUCCCGACUGCCCUUGUUGAUUGUUUCAAGAAAGGACUCACCCUGAAGACUUCCACAUCUGCCGUACGCAAUGCCUACAUAUGUUGUAUGGUUUCUGCAUUUCAUGGUGACACCUUACUCCAGGCACAGAAAGUGGUGCCUCUCCUGUUGCAAGUCGUCGAGAAGGCCAGCAAUCAACCGAAUCAGACACAAUUAGUCACAGAGGCCCUGUCUGCCUCCCGCCUGUUGCUCCAGCUGAGCUUGGCUGACAUCCAGUAUGAGACGAAGCUUGCCCAGUUCUGGAAUGUCGUCCUUGACACCAACAAACUGCUCUUCUUCAACGACAAGAGCCUCUCUUCUCUGUCUGAUGAAGCAUUUCUUGAUCUCAUUUUCAUGGUUGAGAAACUCAUUCUGGACUUUCCGACAAUGGAUCGCAUCAAAAUUUCCAAGCCCCUGUACAAAGCCCUUGUGCUCGGCCUGACCCACUCCAGCUGGUUGGUGCGGAAGCAAUCAAUGCAGUGCUUGAAACGUGUCUUCCACUUUAGCGAGCGCUUGUCGAUGGUGGUUGACAUCAUAGCUGAGCUGGACAACGUGUUGACUUCCAUGAAGAUUCCAACAACUCCAUCUCUGAGUGAAGAUUCUGAAGAACAGGACCCUAAGAAGAUCAAUGCCAAAGUGUUUGGCAAUGCUCUUCUUGCACUUUGCAGAAUACCAGAUCCAAAACCAUCGGAAAUUGAAACUUUGGCUCUUGCUGCUUUCGUCUCAGCCCAUCAUCCUAUAAUUGUGUCCUACAGUAAACACAUGUGGCAGGACAUCCUGAAACAGUUGGGGCAAAAUGCCAAGACAUUUGUCAAAGACCAUUCGGACAAAUGCCUGGAGAUUGUCAGAAAUGCAAAUUUUGAAACGUGUGUAGAGAAUGGUGUAGCAUCUUUGGUCUCCAUUGCACCCGACAGCUUCCUUCCACAGCUUGUCGCUCAGAUCUGUGACCAGCUGGAAUUGGCAGAGUUCUUACAGGUGACGCAAGAUGAGUACGGGAUCUUUAGGUGCCCUGAAGGACAGCUGUAUGACAAGACUGUCUUAGAGAGUGUCUUGAAGAAUGAAGUGAAAGAAACAAACAUCCGAAGAGAGAACAAACUUUAUUCAUAUGCUGAACAAAUGGCCGAGAUUGAGCUACGAAAGGAGGUGGAGAAGAAGAAAAGAGCGAAAGGGGGUGAUAUGAGAUUGACGAAGCAACAGGAAGAGAAACUACAGAUGGCACUGAAGAAGGAGUCACAGAUCCGCAGUAAUAUACGGAUGCUGAACAACAAACUGGUGCGUUGCUGCAAUACGCUGCACUCUGCAAUCAGGGGUGACUGCAAUGCUGUGUGCAUGUUCAUGUCUAACCUGUGUCAGGUCCUCAUUCCUCUGCUCUACUCACCGCUUUCUGCUGCACCUGUCUCUCGCCUCCUCAUCACCCUUGGCAACUCUGCAUUCAUGGACAAACAGUUUGGUGAAAUGAUGAGCCAUGCCACUGUCCGAGCUCUCAAGCCAUACUGCCAGCUGGAGUCGCAGUGGACACAGGAAGAGGAAGUGCAGCAGGUUGAGCGACUGGUUCAGUUACUGCAUGAUCGUGUUCAAGCCCGGGUUGGUGGAGGGCCAAAACACCCGUUUCCGGCCUCCACGUUUGCCUACUUUUUCCACCUGCUGUCCGUGGCCCUGUCUGGACAACAUUGGCCCCUGAACGAUGCCAGCACCACCUGCUUGCGUGCCCUUCAGCUGAUCAUAUGCCACGCUCGCAUAAGGCUCAAGACGCACGGUGGGGUUGGAGGGGGCGAUGACAACAACAACAAGAGCAGUGCUAAGUCAAAGAACAGCAAGAAGAGGAGGAGGAAGAAGAACAAGAACAACGAAAACGAGAAGAACGAUGGUGGUGGUGGUGGUGGCGGCGGCCAAAAGAAGCCGGGAGAGAUUGGGGACAUUCACCAGGAUGAGCAGGUGAAGAUAAGGGAGAAGGUGAUGAUGAUGGGGAUGGUGAGAAUGGAGGAGGACAUGGAGGAGGAGGAAGAGAAAGGUGGUGGUGGUGGUGGCAGCAGCGGUGGUGGUGACUCUAGACUGAGCCAUGAAGAUGAGGAAAUCCUAAGAAAACUGUAUGACCCUCAGUUGUUACCCCACAAACCCCUCCUGCAGCUGCUAAUCAAACUGAUUGGCACAGUGACCUCAACGAAGAUCCAGGAGCUCUCCAACACUGCCCUGAUCGAGGUGGCACACAGCCUCAGUGGCAACAUGGACUGUGCCUUCCCUUCCAACGAAGACAUUUCUGUAAUGCUGUUGGCGCUCGAGGCCCCAUCUCUCUCGGUCAAGAGAGCUGUCUUACAGGCGAUGACCUUACUGACCAGUGUCCUACCCAACAAAGAUGAUGACUUUGAAAUGUGGCUUAAGGUGGUCAAGAAAAUAUGGAUUGCCAAGUUUGACCAGGAAACUGAAGUACAGGAGCUUGCCAAAGUGUUAGAGACAAAACUGAAAAUACAGAAUCCACCUCCAAAGAUGGUGACCACCCUCAUCGAAGAUGUCAUCCACCCUGAAGAAAGUGUACGUCAAGCUGCGGCAUCAACUGUUGCAGCAGUGCUGCAGUUGCACAAGAAACAGGUGGCGCCAAUGAUGCACCAACUGUUGGACAAGUACGGCGAGAAGUUGUUUCUCCCCCCACCAGAAGUAGACAGUUUCGGACGUGUUAUCGGUGAACCAGUUCCUGACGAUUGGAUGUCACGCAGCGGCAUUGCACUGUGCCUCACCAAGAUGGCCCCACUACUCCCCAAACACCUCAUUGCGCCACUCUUUGCAUUCUACGUGCCAAAGGCGCUAGGGGACCGUGCACCGGAGGUGCAAACCAACAUGCGUGAUGCUGCACUCGCUGCAGUCAAUGAACACGGCAAGGAUAAUGUCAACACACUUCUACCAGUCUUUGAGAACUUCUUAUCAACAGCCGCCAACACAGCCAGCAAUGAUGCUGUUCGGCAAAGUAUUGUCAUCCUAAUGGGUUCUCUGGCCAAACAUUUGGACAAGAGUGAUCCCAAGGUGAAGCCUAUUGUGGCUCGACUGAUCAGCGCCCUCUCAACACCAUCGCAAGAGGUUCAAAUAGCAGUGUCGUACUGCUUGCCCCCUCUGGUGCCAGCCAUCGGUGCAGAUGCCACAACCAUUGUGCAGCAGUUGCUGCGGCUGCUGCUGGAGUCUGAGAAUUAUGGAGAGAGAAAAGGUGCCGCCUACGGACUAGCUGGCCUCGUCAAAGGGCUCGGCAUCGUGGCCCUGAAGAAAAUGGGCAUUAUUAACACAUUGACAGAAGCUAUCAAGGACAAGAAGAACCCACGGCGGAGAGAAGGUUCCCUCUUCGCAUUUGAGAUGCUGUGUACUAUGUUGGGCAAAUUGUUCGAACCAUACGUGGUGGUGAUAUUACCACACUUACUGCUGUGUUUCGGUGACCACAACAUGUACGUCAGACAGGCUGCAGAUGAUACGGCCAAAGCUAUAAUGACCAACCUCAGUGGCCAUGGAGUAAAGUUUGUGCUGCCCUCUCUACUGAAGGGUCUUGAAGAAGAUGCUUGGAGGACCAAAGCAGGUUCUGUGGAACUGCUAGGAGCCAUGGCCUUCUGUGCUCCGAAACAGCUGUCAGCCUGUCUCCCUAACAUUGUACCAAAGCUGAUUGAAGUCCUCACGGAUUCCCACAACAAGGUCCAACGUGCUGGCGCCCAGGCUUUACAACAGAUCGGCUCCGUCAUACGCAACCCGGAGAUACAAGCCAUUGUACCAGUAUUGUUAGCCGCACUACAGGACCCCACACAGAAGACAUACGCCUCACUGCAAGCCCUGCUGGACACCAAAUUUGUGCACUUCAUCGACGCAGCAUCACUGGCUCUGAUAAUGCCAGUGGUGGAGCGGGCAUUCCAAGACCGAACUACGGACACCAGGAAGAUGGCAGCCCAGAUUAUUGGCAACAUGUAUUCACUCACUGACCAGAAGGACUUGUCUCCCUACCUACCAACUGUGAUCCCAGGACUGAAACAGUCGCUCCUUGACCCUGUGCCUGAAGUGAGGAAUGUGUCGUCGCGGGCCCUUGGCACAAUGGUACGGGGAAUGGGUGAGGGCACUUUUGAUGACCUCCUGCCUUGGUUGAUGGAGACUUUGGUGUCUGAAAGAAGUUCCGUGGACCGAUCGGGAGCUGCUCAAGGUUUAAGUGAAGUGAUUGGCGGAAUGGGUCUGGCCAAACUGCAGAUACUGAUGCCGGACAUUGUCCACACAGCUGACCGCAAUGACAUUGCACCCCACAUCCGUGACGGCUACAUCAUGAUGUACAUUUACCUGCCGUUGGUCUUCAAAGAUGAUUUUCUGCCCUACAUUGGCCAAAUCAUACCCUCCAUCUUGAAGGCGCUGGCUGACGAGUCGGAGUUUGUGCGAGACACUGCCCUUCGUGCCGGGCAGCGCAUCAUCAACAUGUACUCAUCAUCUCCAUCAAACCAUGUUUACUCAACCCCUUCUUCUUUCUCUCUUUCUCUAGGGGUCAGUGGCAAAAUGUCUACGGAAACGGCCAAUGAAGACGAUAAUUUUGGAACUGAGACUUCUCAGAAGGCCGUCUUGAGAGUAUUUGGCAAAGGGCGUCGCAACAGGGUAUUGGCUGGCCUCUACAUGGGCCGCUCAGACACUGCGCUACUGGUGCGACAGUCUGCACUGCAUGUCUGGAAGAUUAUCGUGUCCAACACUCCACGCACACUCCGAGAGAUUCUUCCUGUGCUCUUCUCAUUACUGCUUGGAUGUCUGGCCAGUACCAGCUACGACAAACGGCAGUUUCACUCUCUCUACCUCCCUCCACAGGUGACCGUGUUUGCCAACAACUUAAUCCCCAGUGUGCGUCGGGCCCUGUGUGAUCCUUUACCAGAAGUGAGAGAAGCAGCAGCUCGUACCUUUGACAACCUGCACCACAACAUCGGUGCCAGGGCCCUCGAUGAGAUCUUGCCAACCCUGCUCCAGAAACUGUCUGAGCCAGAGUCAUCAGAGUGGGCCCUGGAUGGCCUGAAACAAGUUAUGACGGUCAAGAGUCGAGUUGUGCUGCCAUAUUUAGUGCCACAGCUGAUUAAGCCUCCCGUGGACACAAGGGCUCUGGCUUUCCUGUCUUCUGUGGCUGGGGAUGUACUCAGCAGGCACUUGGGAAAGAUCCUGCCAGCGCUACUCUCGUCCCUCAGCAGUGCCAUUGGUUCACCCAGGGAAGAAGAGGAACUGGACUACUGUGAGUCGGUGGUUUUAUCAGUCACCGAUGACAUUGGAAUCAACACUAUCCUCACCGAACUUCUCUCUGCCGCCAACAACCCCAACAGCUCAGCAGAGACAUGUUGUGCAGCAGUGAGCAUUCUGAAAGUGUUCUGUGGCAAGACCAAAGCUGAUUAUUCAGCCUGUUGCUCUCAGCUGCUCCGCACACUCAUUGCACUCUUCACACACUCAGACGAACGUGUGCUGCUGGCGUCUUGGAAGUGCUUGGAUGCUAUUGCUAAGGAUCUAAAGAACAUGGACACUGGAGAGACGAUCCAACAGAUCCGUCAGGCCAUCCGAUUCGCUACAUCGGAUUACAAAGGGACGGGUAAGGAAUUACCUGGCUUCUGCCUCAGUGGGAAGAGCAUCAGCCCAUUACUGCCAAUUUUCCGUGAAGGUAUUCUACACGGCAGCCCUGAACUGAAGGAAAUGUCUGCCGAGGGUCUUGGUGAAAUCAUUCAGCUGACCAGUGCUCCGGCCCUCUCACCGUCGGUCAUCAACAUCACUGGACCACUCAUUCGUAUCCUGGGUGACCGCUACCCUUGCAAUGUGAAAGUUGCAGUUCUGGAGACAUUGAACCUUCUGUUGAAUAAGGUCGGCGCAAUCAUGAAGCCAUUCCUACCUCAGUUACAGACAACGUUCACGAAGGCCCUCAAUGAUGCCAACCGCACGGUGAGGUUGAGGGCAGCAUCUGCCAUGGGGGGCCUCAUUGUGAUACAUACCCGGGUGGAACCUCUCAUCACCGAGUUACACACAAACAUCAAAACCACAGACGACACCAGCAUCAGGGACACAACAUUGCAGGCCCUGCGGAACUGUGUGGGUGGAUCAAAGGGCAAGAUAAACGACAAUCUUCGGAAGACGCUGAGCGGUACACUGCUACGGUUGUUGAACAGCCCUGAAGACACGACACGCCUGAUUGCAGCCGGCUGCCUUGGUGCCCUGACAGUUACAUUACCAGACAGUGAUUUCACGGACAUGAUGAAUACCCAUUUGAUGGAUACAGACAAUGGAUCAGACUGGACCCUGCGACAUGGACGCAGUGUUGCCCUUGCUGUAGCCAUCAAAGAAGGAGCCGAACGUGUCCUGGUUCCCAGCCUCCAGCCUGCCGUCUUCCACACUGUCACACACUUCACUGCUGCUGACAGGAUACCAAUCUGUCUAAGUGGGCUACGGGCUGCUACCUAUGUGUUAAGUUACCAAAUCACCAACAGUCUCGAACCUUCCACUGAAAUUUUGGUUCUUUUAGCCAAGGGUUUGAAGCACGAUUCCAACGACGUGAAACAGUUGUGUGGCCAACUAGCCAGCCACCUCGCUCGACAAACAGACCAACCCCUGCCGGCUGUCAUGAUGAAGUACCUGGUCCCUGCCCUAGUCAUGGGCACCAAAGAAAAGAAUUUUAUUGUGAAAGGCAACAGUGAGUACGGCCUGCUGGCUGUGCUCCAGCUGGCCAAAGGGGACUCAGUCUACCAGGCGACCCUGUCCCUCUUAGACGUCGGUAUGCAGGAGGCCCUCCAGGACGUCUACACCAAGACACUGCGCAAGCUGUUGGCCAAGACGACGACCCCGGUCAGGGAGGAGAUCGACGAUUCUAAUAUGCUCAGAAGUAUGUUUAUAGUGUGUUAA
Messenger RNA from Octopus bimaculoides (California two-spot octopus), 8226 nucleotides. RefSeq names its product stalled ribosome sensor GCN1. Lineage: Eukaryota; Metazoa; Mollusca; Cephalopoda; Octopoda; Octopodidae. Gene Ontology annotation, biological process: regulation of translation; cellular response to amino acid starvation. Gene Ontology annotation, cellular component: cytosol. Gene Ontology annotation, molecular function: protein kinase regulator activity; protein binding. The record is from RefSeq and is a predicted model, not a curated record.